Messenger RNA from Rangifer tarandus platyrhynchus (Svalbard reindeer), 1143 nucleotides. The record is from the annotation of a GenBank genome assembly. NCBI's taxonomy places the organism in Eukaryota, Metazoa, Chordata, Mammalia, Artiodactyla, Cervidae.
AUGUCAGAUCCCCAGAUCCAACUGGGCAGCUCCUGGAAAGGCCACCAACAGAGUGACCGUCAGGGCUUACUGGGCAGCACCAAAACUAAGGGGAGCAGGUGCUAUUCCAUAUUUGGAGAGAACAUCAAGCUUAUGGAAACAGAGAAGACCUACUCAAUUCUGUCCUUCAACUGGAAAGAAGAGAAUUUGCUGAAAAAGAAACUAAGUUUUCUAGACUCCAUGAAGAAAUAUGAAGCUAAUGCCUGGCUAAUGGAGCAGAAAGCCUUCUACAAACGAUGCCACUCAAAGCUCCGGAAGUCAGAACUGGCGCAUGCCCGGUUGCUAGGCAACAAGGACUUGGUCAAAAGGCUAACCUCCAAGAAUAUGUUGUCCAACUACACCACCACCUUUGUGGAUGAGAGUGAGGCAGCGGUGAAGUCGAUAAUCCAGAACAGAAGAGAGGGGGAGAAGAACAAAGUGCCCUUCAGACUUAGCCUAGACAAGGACAGACUCUACCCAUCCAUAGCUUCCAGGGCAACCUUAAAGGCAGACUCCAAGGAUGAAAGUGAGAGGGCAACUGUAAAUAUAAGAGGGUCUCUCUCCAGAGGGGAGGGAAAACCAGCUCUAGUUUUGUCUUUAGAGUUUUUGGAUAAUCCAGAGCAGGUAGAAAAACAGAGAAAGCUCCCUGUUGACAGCAGGCCAUCAGCUGGGGGAGACUUCCCUAGUAGGCCAUCGAGCACUGGGCAGAGUCAUCUCCAAGAUCCAGCCAUUGGCAGGAAAUCAAAAGGCAAGUUUCUUAAGUACCUAAUCUAUGGAGACAGGAGUGGAGAGCAUCCCAAGAAGAAAAGGUCAAGGCCCAGGAAGAACCCACCUGUCCCAGACGGUGUGCAAAUGGACCAGGCACUGCCGACCCAGAUUCAAAUCAACCUAGGGCAGGAGUUUCUCACGAGUGAAAGAGCCCAGUAUCUGGAGGCCAGAAUCCAAAGUCUACCACAGCCCACAUACUUUCAAGGUCACUCUUCUAACAGACCCUGGGAGAAAGGAACUGAAGGAGUAGUGCAUGCUCCAGGAAUCAGAACACAGGGUGCAGGAAGAGGGCCUGAAGAGAUCGGAAAACAAACUGGAAGCAAGUCCAUCACCAAAAACAAACGGCUUUUUCCCUAA